AUGCGCCUCCAAGCCUUCUUCCUCCAGCUAAUGCUCGUACUCACACUAAGGGGCCUGCUGAGCUACUCGCAUCAAACGUAUCGUUUUCCUCUCCUUCCUACUGACUUCCCCAUACACCUGCGCGAAAGCAACAACGCCUGCACGGCCUCGAUCGUAAACCGCCUGAAAGAGAAACGCAGAAGGAAUCGUCUCCUCCCCUUGGAUCGCUGUCCUGUUCUACAGCGCACUCUCCCGCUCUCGUUUUUCCCUCUUUUUUUCCUUCCCCCAAACGGGAGUCCUUGUGUCGCCAUGAGCAGCUACAAUAUCCAACCCAUCGUGAAGGGCACCAAGAGGGAUCAUUCUGUGCGCAAGUACAACAGGGCUGCCGGGGCAGGUCCCUUUGGCGCUGUUUCCACCAGCUGCGGUCCCAAGAAGUCUACGCAAACUCAGAGUGCUGCGGCACCGGCCGGAGAAGCGGCUGCUACAAAUGCGGUAGUGACGGGCGUGCGCUUCCCCUACGCUGGGACGAAGCACGGCUACGGUGGUGCGAGCAGCUCGCUGCGCAAAGGUCGCCCGCGCGAUGCGCCGGACGCCGCCUUUUCUGAGAGGGGAUGCGGCAAGAGCGCCCCACCCAAGGCUGGCGCCUUCAAGAAGCGCCUCAUCCCACCAACGGAGUUUCGCCGCUCGUACGACCGCGGCGAUCUGCCCAUCGCGAUCUGCCACGGCAGCCGCCCCACCGUAGACUGGAAGGUGGAGGUGGAGAAGCUAGACUACCAUCACUACCUCCCCAUCUUCUUUGACGGCAUCCGUGAGACGGAGGAGCCGUACAUGUUUCUGGCUCGCCAGGGCUGCCUUGACCUGCUCGAGAGGGGCGGGCCCAAGAUCCUGCCCACCAUCCCGCAGCUGAUCAUCCCCAUCAAGACGGCGUUGAACACGCGCCAUCCGGACAUUAUCUGUGCAACCCUCCGGAUUCUUCAGCAGCUUGUCGUCAGCAACGACCUCAUAGGCGAGGCUCUCGUGCCGUACUAUCGACAGAUCCUGCCGGUGCUGAACCUCUUCAAGAGCAUCCACAAGAGGCGCAGCCGAAGCGACGCCAUGGACUACGGUCAGCGCAACCGCGAUGAUGUGGGUGACUUGGUGAAUGAGACGCUGCAGCUCUUAGAGCAGCACGGUGGUGAGGACGCGUACAUCAACAUCAAGUACAUGGUGCCCACCUAUGAGAGUUGCAUCUACAACAACUGA
This is a messenger RNA of Leishmania braziliensis MHOM/BR/75/M2904, 1221 nucleotides long. RefSeq lists its product as hypothetical. NCBI's taxonomy places the organism in Eukaryota, Euglenozoa, Kinetoplastea, Trypanosomatida, Trypanosomatidae. The record is from RefSeq and is a predicted model, not a curated record. Gene Ontology annotation, molecular function: Hsp70 protein binding; Hsp90 protein binding. Bases 1 to 1221 code for a protein of 406 amino acids. The transcript has a single exon.